UCUAACUCUUUUCUCUCCUUUUUUUUGGGAUUACUUUUCAGCAUCUCUAAAUGAGUUCCAAAAGGGCAAUGAAUAUGAAUCUAGCACUCUCCUCUACCUUGCUACUGCUCCUUUUGGUUGGUUUUGCAAGCUCAAACCUAAACCAAGACACAGCAGAAUGCUACAACAAACUCAUUGGUAUAACAUAUUGCCUUCCCUAUGUCAUGGAUCAAGCCAAUGCCCCACCCAAAGAUUGCUGCACUGGCAUCAAAGAGAUUGAUCACAACGGCAAGAGAUGCCUCUGUUUACUCUUCAAAGACGUGCAAUUCAAUGUCCUCCGUGCUCUCAAGUUACAAGGUGCUUGUAAAACACCCGUAAACUUUACUCAGUGUGUUGAUGUUUUGCAAUUGGCACCUAAAUCUCGAGAAGCUAAAGUAUUUGAGGGAUAUGACAAAGGCAUAAGCCUAAACUUUUCCACCCCAGCUCCCUCUCCCAGUCCUAGUGUAGCCACUGUUAAUGCUGGCAAUGGAACAAGCACAAGCACUCAAGAUAAGAACGGUGUGUGGGGAAAGAGAUGGCUGGUAGUGAAGGUGCUAUGUUUUAUUUUUCCAUUUGUUUUCAUCUCUCAUUUCCUCUUCUAGUCAAGAGGUCAAAGAUGUAUUAUGUAUAGGAGGAUGAUGUACCAUGAUACAAGAUUACUCUUUUGCUAUAUAUACGCACAUGGUGGUUGUGAAUGCAAUUCCUUAAAUAUCAUAAAUUUAGAACAAGAUGAAUGUUGUAUUGUCUCUUUCUCUGAUUACUAGUGUGUCCAUCCUCAGUAGUCUGUAUGAUUAAUUUCCCAACUAAUGGAUUAAUUCA
This is a messenger RNA of Lotus japonicus, 837 nucleotides long. RefSeq names its product non-specific lipid transfer protein GPI-anchored 14-like. The transcript is spliced from 3 exons. The record is from RefSeq and is a predicted model, not a curated record. Lineage: Eukaryota; Viridiplantae; Streptophyta; Magnoliopsida; Fabales; Fabaceae. Bases 51 to 620 code for a protein of 189 amino acids.